GGGCAAGGUGUGUCUGAGUUUGACUUGUCUUGCUAGACAAGGUAAUCAUUACCAUCUCAAGUAUUACUGCUGGGCAGGUAAACAAACGGGAGUAAUAAGACAAUGCAAAGGAAAUGCACGAGUUUUGGUGUCUGAGCUGAAAAUUUUCUAAAAGAAAGGGAAAAUGUCUAGUCGGUUACAGUCUUUUCGCUCCGGUGGAAUUUCAAGGAGUAAGUCCGAGGGGAAUUUGAUAGACUUUGACGACCAAAAACCACCAGCGCAAACAGACAAAGUGGGAAAUGAAUUAGAUCUGCUUAUUGACUGGUCUGGCGUAUUCAAUGACAAGUUUAAGAAGCCUUCAAAACCUACAAAUCCCUUCUGGAAUGGACUAUCGGAAUCCAACCCUUUUCUAGAAGAUGUGGUGCAAGCUCACACAUUUUCAAACAAACCUGUGUCAAUCCUGAAGGAAGAUCCUUUUAUGUUGUUCAGAGAUUCGGAAAACAGAGAUUCCUUAGCGUCCUCUGGAGAUGAACUUGAUAUCGAUCGCCUUAUGAAAAAGAAGACCCAUGGAAGGUCACUUAGAUCAAAGAGUGUUUCUGAUUUGGGUAUUUUAGGUAGCAAAGAAUCUGAUAUCCAGAGCUCAGCUGGGCAAAUUUUGGCUCCUGAUUUAGAAUGGCUUCAGAAUGAUCGAGAAGCUUAUAAAAUGGCAUGGUUGAGUCAUAGACAGCUAACGAGAUCUUGUCUUGAUUUGGAUGUUAUUAGCCAAAGUCCUGGCUGGGCACAAACGCAGGCAACCGAUGCUCACAUUGUUUGUAGAAUAGAUCAUCAAGGAGGCUCUGUGCAGCUUCCUGACUCAGACAUAAGUGUUCAUGUCCCCGAAGGUCACAUAGCUCCUGGGGAAUUUCAGGACAUUGCUUUAAAAGCUAUCCUUGAACCACCUCCCUCACUUAAUAACAAUUUUUCAACUACUGUGAGCCCCUUGCUGGAAAUAACAUUAAGCAACAUCAAUACGAUUGAAGCUCUCUUACUGGAAAUGAAAAUGGCUGUUGAGCAAAAGAGUGAUCCCUUUAGCCAAAUUAUGACUGAGAUUGCCACCUUCUACAGCUACAACAAAGAUGGUCCGUUUGAAAAGCUCCAAGAUGGCUACAUUUACAACAGCACUUUACAAAUUAAGCUGCCUAUUCUCAGCCGUGUUACAUACAUAAUAACUGCAGCACAGGCCAAAUCAAUUCAGCAUCCAGGCAAGAGUGUCUUUGAUUACGUUCACAAGAGCACAACGGUGGCAGUGUAUGGACCAAAGCACAUUCACCCAGCUUUCACCACUGUAUUAACAGUUACAGGGCACAGCUAUACUCCAGAAAAACUCACCGUAGAUAACAUAAAAAAACGUGGGAAACAUAUGCCACCUGUUGUUUUUCAGCUCUGGGGAAGACAUCACUUCACACUACAUUGUAUUAGGGAUUUGUCUGUUAGUUUUGUUACAAAAGACUCCAUGUUUGAGGCACAAACUUUGACUAAUGGGAAGGAGAUCAAAGGGGAGCAGCUGGUAAGUGGAAAAAUGAUUCAAAUGCAAUGUCCUUUUGCCCUUAAUGGCGGCGGAGAAAUCGAUUCUUUUAUUUUCACUGUUCAAAUUUUGGAUAAUCAGGAUUCCUCAUUAGUGACAGAGUUUGAUGUAAAAACUCCAAAUCCGGCCCCCAAAAUACUCUGCAGUUCAAGAAUCCAAAAUCGCUUGCAGAAACAGAAAGAAUUUCUAUCUGCUCCUCAGCCACCUCUAAAUACAUUCAAAUACCCUACAUUUCAAGACAAGGUCUUAAAGUUAAACAACUUUGUGGUGACUUUAAAAACCGUUUUGCGGCAGCAGAAGGUUGAUUACCUCCUGGAAUAUUUUAAAGGAGACACCAUUGCGCUUCUCGGAGAAGAUAAAGUCAAAGCUCUUGGCCAGACCAAAAUUAAGGAAUGGUAUGUGGGAGUCCUAAGAGGCAAAGUUGGCCUAGUACAUUGUAAAAAUGUGAAGAUUAUUUCCAGAGACCAAGUUAUUGAUUUCCCAGACCUGCAAUUUACAACCAACAUGCUUUUAGAACAAAUAGCGUUGCCAUUUAAAAAGCUAACUUACAUUUAUUCUUCGGUGCUCUCCAACGUGUCUGAAAAGGUUUAUGACUGGAGAUGCUUAGCUGAUGUGCUCGGUUAUUCACACUUAUCCCUGGAUGAUCUCAAUCAUGGAAGUACUGAGAAGGAGUCUGAGAGAGUAUCUUCAGUGGUGAAAAAAUUAAAAGAAGAUUGUCAUGCAGAUUCUAAAAAGAGAAGAUUCCAUUAUGAACUUAUUAUGGGUCUCGUGAAGGUGGACUGUCAAGGAGUGGUGGCACGUUUAACGCAAGACACUGUCAUUUUAACGGCUGCAGUACAGCUCGGAGUGCGUUGGAGAGAAUUAGCUGAGAAACUCGCUCGACUUACCAAACAACAAAUUGAAGCGUAUGAAAUCCCUCAUUAUGGAAAAUCCGGAGAAGUUAGUUUGCAGAUGAUGUGGAAGCCUGCCUUUGACUUCCUUUACACGUGGGCUGCCCAUUAUGGAGAAAGCUACAGAGAUGUACUGCAAGAUUUGCAUUCUUCAUUGGACAAGAUGAAAUAUCCCGUCACCAGACAAUGGAGGGAGUUAACGGGGGCUCUGAUCUUUGUGAACUGUCUAGAGAUAUUCCGGAUGACCGCCUUUUCUAACUUUGAAGAGUAACACAUGUUUUGCUAUCUUUGUUUAUAAUGUUCCUGAGACUUUCCAGGAAUCAAGCACUGAAAUCCACUUUUUAUGUAAUUACAGUGACAUUUUAGUUUUUGCCUACUUUCAUGGCUUCUUAUAUGUGUCAUUACGGACAGUGCAGAAAGCAGGUACCAUAGCAACGUAUAAAGUAUUCUGAAGGGUCCUGUACAGUGGUGUAUGUUGCAGUAGACUCUCCUUGACUUUGCUUUAAUCAUGGAUUAAGGACAUUGGUUUCUACCUACAGGCCUCUUUGUUCUCUUUGGAGGAGAUACUCUGGGUUUGUGCAUGAACUUCCCGAGAUAAGGGAGAUCAUCAUAAGAAGACAAAUGUACCAAUUUUACUUUUGAGAUGAUUUUUUUUAAGACCAAACCCCCAGGUUUACGAGUUGCAACCCAGAGGUGUUCUGUAUAGUAUACAUAAGCUUCAUUUGAUGCCCCAGGGUACAGUAUUGUUUCAUUUUUUGUGUUUCUGGUUCAUAACUGAACAAUAAUCCCUAGCAACAAUUGACAAGGUUUAUAUGUAGUGUCUAGGGGGAU
Messenger RNA from Spea bombifrons (plains spadefoot toad), 3264 nucleotides. It is a transcript of the gene MACC1, whose product is annotated as MET transcriptional regulator MACC1. The record is from RefSeq and is a predicted model, not a curated record. Lineage: Eukaryota; Metazoa; Chordata; Amphibia; Anura; Pelobatidae. The transcript is spliced from 5 exons. Gene Ontology annotation, cellular component: cytoplasm. The coding region runs from base 164 to 2704 and encodes 846 amino acids.